AUGUGGGUGCUUCAGAUUCCCCAAAUUGUCAGACAUACUCCAUCUCAAACCCAUCCGUGCUACACUUCCCGUGCCCAUUCAAGACUGCCGGUCACUUUUCUUUCAUUGAGCCCUUCAAACAACCCCAUCAAAGACAUAAAGAACAACAACAACCAGUUGAUACAGUCAUUAUGCAAAGGAGGGAACCUUAAGCAGGCAAUUCAUCUUCUGUGUAGUGAGCCUAAUCCAACCCAGCAGACUUUUGAGCAUUUAAUAUAUUCGUGUGCUCAGCAGAAGUCUCUCUCCGAUGGACUUGACAUUCAUCGCCAUCUUGCCAAUAGGGGUUUUGACCAAGACCCGUUUUUAGCUACUAAACUUAUCAAUAUGUACUAUGAACUCGGGUCUAUUGACCUUGCUCGCAAGGUAUUUGAAGAAACGCGGGAAAGAACCAUAUAUGUUUGGAAUGCACUCUUCCGAGCACUGGCAAUGGUGGGUCGUGGUGAGGAGCUGCUAGAUUUGUAUGUUCAGAUGAAUUGGAUUGGAGUCCCAUCCGAUAGGUUCACCUACACGUACGUGCUUAAGGCUUGCGUUGUUUCAGAGCUUUCAGUCUUCCCUCUCCAGAAGGGUAAGGAGAUUCAUGCCCAUAUUCUACGACAUGGCUAUGAAGCAAACAUUCAUGCUAUGACAACUCUGUUAGAUGUGUAUGCCAAGUUUGGCAGUGUGUCCUAUGCAAAUUCCGUGUUUUGUGCAAUGCCUACCAAGAACUUUGUCUCAUGGAGCGCUAUGAUUGCUUGUUUUGCGAAGAAUGAUAUGCCUAUGAAAGCACUUGAACUGUUUCAGUUAAUGAUGCUUGAGGCAUGUGAUUCAGUUCCAAAUUCAGUUACAAUGGUUAGCGUACUUCAAGCUUGUGCAGGCCUUGCUGCAUUGGAACAAGGGAAGUUGAUUCAUAGCUAUAUCCUUAGAAGGGGUCUUGAUUCUAUACUGCCAGUUCUUAGCGCGCUGAUAACAAUGUAUGGAAAAUGUGGUGAGAUUUCAAUGGGACAAAGGGUGUUUGAUAACAUGAAGAAUCGUGAUGUUGUUUCAUGGAAUUCUUUGAUUUCUAAUUAUGGUAUGCAUGGUUUCGGAAAGAAAGCAAUCCAAAUUUUUGAAAACAUGAUCCACCAAGGAAUUUCUCCGAGUUAUAUAUCAUUCAUUACUGUUCUGGGUGCUUGCAGUCAUGCGGGCCUUGUUGAGGAGGGAAAGAUUUUAUUUGAAUCCAUGCUUAGUAAGUACAGGAUCCAUCCUGGUAUGGAGCAUUAUGCUUGCAUGGUGGAUCUUCUUGGCCGAGCUAACAGGUUAGAUGAAGCAAUCAAACUAAUAGAGGAUAUGCAUUUUGAACCCGGACCAACAGUUUGGGGUUCCCUUCUUGGCUCUUGUAGGAUUCACUGUAAUGUUGAACUUGCCGAGCGAGCAAGUACUAUGCUUUUCGAGUUGGAGCCUAAGAAUGCUGGAAAUUAUGUGCUUUUAGCCGAUGUUUAUGCAGAAGCUAAGAUGUGGAGUGAAGCAAAGAGCGUGAUGAAGCAACUGGAAGCUCGUGGCCUUCAAAAGCUUCCAGGUUGCAGCUGGAUUGAAGUGAAAAGGAAGGUAUACUCGUUUGUCUCUGUUGACGAGCAUAACCCACAAAUUGAAGAGAUUCAGGCUUUGCUAGUUAAGCUGUCAACUGAGAUGAAGGAGAAGGGUUAUGUCCCACAGACAAACGUUGUUCUCUAUGAUCUUGAUGAAGAAGAGAAAGAAAGAAUUUUAUUGGGACAUAGCGAGAAGCUUGCAGUUGCCUUUGGACUCAUUAAUACUGCAAAAGGGGAAACCAUAAGGAUCAGAAAAAACUUGAGAUUGUGUGAAGACUGUCAUGCUGUUACGAAAUUUAUUUCAAAAUUUGCUAAUAGAGAGAUUCUUGUUAGAGAUGUGAAUCGCUUCCAUCAUUUUAGAGAUGGAGUUUGUUCGUGUGGUGACUAUUGGUAA
This is a messenger RNA of Sphenostylis stenocarpa, 1977 nucleotides long. The record is from the annotation of a GenBank genome assembly. NCBI's taxonomy places the organism in Eukaryota, Viridiplantae, Streptophyta, Magnoliopsida, Fabales, Fabaceae.